Staurois parvus is the source of this 494-nucleotide messenger RNA. The record is from the annotation of a GenBank genome assembly. Lineage: Eukaryota; Metazoa; Chordata; Amphibia; Anura; Ranidae.
UGGGGAGACGACUAUCAAGAGUCCAAUGGCAGAGUGGCGGAGCAGAAGCAGCUUCAAUUGAAGGCCAUACACAGGCCUAGGUUAAAAAGUCCCCCCAGCAGCAGUGUGGGGAGACGACUUUCACCAGUCCAAUGGCUGAGUGGCGAUCCGGGGGAAGUCAGCGUUGUGAUUGCAGAUGCAAUGCAGAAAUUCUACGAUGAGUAAUGCCGUGGGUGCGAAGAAGAUCAUAUACCGUCGUACUUCCAUCCAUAAGACGGAACAACCUGCGAACCGGGAGCUUUAUUGCCCUGACCCGCUGAGCAGCUUCUGGGAUACCCAAGAGGGAAUACCCAUGGCAGAGUGGCGGAGCGUAAGCAGCUUCAAUUAAAGGCCAUACAGAGGCCUAUGUUUAAAAAGUCCCCCCCCCCAGCAGCGUGGGGGAGACGACUAUCAAGAGUCCAAUGGCAGAGUGGCGGAGCGGAAGCAGCUUCAAUUGAAGCCAUACACAGGCCUAG